Molecule: messenger RNA, 1842 nt
Organism: Symbiodinium sp. CCMP2456
Lineage: Eukaryota; Dinophyceae; Suessiales; Symbiodiniaceae
Source: the annotation of a GenBank genome assembly
AUGGAGCCCGACAUGGAGUUAUCCGAGCAUCCGUGGAUGCCAGGCGAUGACUCCGAGCCCCUGACCAGGGAAAAACGCGGAGAAGGGAAAGGUGGUCCACAUGAGCUGCAGGAGCUGCGCCGCUACCUGGAAGACGCCUUUGCGAAGCAAGCGGCCACGCUGCAGGAGCUGAAGGUGCAGCUGCGUGGCACUAGCACCGUGCAUACCUUCAGCAUUCCAGUGCAGCCAAGAUCAGCGUCACAAAGGGAAGAUGCAGACACGGUCACGGAGUCCUGGGAAGGAGGGGCCGCGAGCCCAGGCGCUAGCAGCUUUAACGACAGGGCUCCGAGCCGGCUCUCGGCUGCAUCGGGCCGUUCCGGGUCCUCUUUGGCUGUGCCAGCACCUGCGCCGCCGGCGAUUACCCAGCAUUCCUCCACCUACCCGCGGGAGUCCGCUGGCCCGGUCCCGUCCAUGGGCGCCCGGCAGUCCUUCUUCCGUGGAGCUCUGCAGGCCCAUAUGAAGAAGGCCAACGUUGCCGGACAGUCUUUGGCCAUGCAGAGGAGAGCGAGCUCCGCCGGCUAUGACGUGGAAGGUGGCACGGGCAUCAAGGGCCUUUCUCAGAGGAUUGUGGGCUGGCCCUACUUCACGCACUUCAUAAUGCUCCUGAUUCUCGCCAACGUGAUCCUCCUUGGGAUCGAGGUGGAUGUGUCCUCCAGUCUCGGAGUCAAUGAUGUCCCUCAGUCGUUCGGGAUCAUUAACCUGGUCAUCGUCGGCGUCUUCGUUGUGGAGGUGACACUGAAGCUGCUGGCAAUGGGGUGCAGCACUUAUUGGCUGGGCCCAGACAGUGCCUGGAAUAUCUUCGACUUCUGCAUCGUGGCGGUGUCUGUUAGCGAGAGCUUGAUCAACUUCUGGGCGGAAGCUGUCUCGGAUGACCCAGGCGAAAUGGACGGAUCGAGUGCUCAGCAGCUCUUCGCCUCCCUUCUGCGCCUGGCCCGGGCCCUUCGGGGCAUCCGUGUUGUGCGCCUCUUUCGUUACGUCAGUGCUCUUCGCACGCUUGUCCUCUCCAUUGUUGGUACAACUGCCUCACUGUUUUGGACGCUGGUGAUGCUCAUGAUCCUCUUCUACGGCUUCGGCAUAGCGCUGACGCAGCUGGUGGUCGACCAUUGUAGACUGCAGACCGUCGCAGCUGACGAGGACCCCAACGCCAUCCCACGGUGUCCCGAUGACCUCGGCAUGUACUGGGAGUCUGUACCGGAGAGCAUGUUGACGCUUUUCAUGGCUAUCUCCGGCGGCCUCAGUUGGGACGACGCCAUGCGGCCCAUACGUAAGGUCUCAAGCUUGGCUUUCGCUUUGGUCAUUUUGUACAUCGUAAUCGCAGUGUUCGCAGUUUUGAACGUCGUCACUGGCGUCUUCUGUAACACGGCGAUCGAAAGCGCUAGUGCAGACAAGGAGGUCGCGACCAUCAAGCAAGCACGAAAGCGUGCAGCACAAAUCGACCAGCUCAAGGACAUUUUCAAAGAGCUCGACCAUUCGGGCUCCAACAACAUCAGCCUCCAGGACAUGGAGGAAGCCAUUGACACGAAGAAGUUGUCGCACUUCUUGGAUUCCAUUGGAAUCUCAACCGAUGAUGUCUGGACUUUCUUCAUGCUGCUGGACCGCGAUGAAAACGGCCUGAUCGAUAUCGAGGAGUUUGUCUCUGGCUGCAUGCAGCUAAACGGCCCCGCAAAGAGCUUGCAGCUGGCAAAGAUGAGCUACGAGAACAAGUUGACGAGACAAGCGCUCAAGAAGCUCAGCGGGGAGUUCCGCUUCCUGUCUGAGCGCAUCAACCGUCUCGCACCCCGGGAGCAACUUCUCGAGAUCUGA